AUGGCCGCUCUUCCCUCCACUUAUCAGGACCCCGUCCGCAUCGCCGUCAUUGGCGGAACUGGUCUUCGUGAGCUCCCUGGCUUCUCCCAGGUCGCCUCGUUGGACAUUACGACUCCCUGGGGCAAGCCCUCCUCCCCCAUUACGAUCCUGCACCACCAGUGCUCGCACAACAACCAGACCGUCGCCGUUGCCUUCCUGAGUCGCCAUGGCACGCACCACCAGAUCGCGCCCCACGAGGUGCCCGCCCGUGCCAACAUCGCCGCCCUCCGCUCCAUUGGAGUCCGCACCAUUGUUGCUUUCUCGGCCGUCGGCAGUCUGCAGGAGCAGAUCAAGCCCCGUGAUUUCGUGAUCCCCGACCAGGUCAUCGACCGCACCAAGGGCAUCCGCCCCUUCACUUUCUUCGAGGGAGGCGCUGUUGCUCACGUUCCCUUCGGGGACCCGUUCGACGAGGGUGUCGCGAAGAUUGUCCGGGCCUGCGGUCACACUCUGGAGGGUGAGGGAGUCGUUCUUCAUGACCGGGGCACCCUGAUCUGUAUGGAGGGACCCCAAUUCUCUACUCGCGCCGAGAGCAAGCUCUACCGUUCGUGGGGUGGCAGCGUGAUCAACAUGUCCUGCCUUCCCGAGUCGAAGCUGGCCCGCGAGGCCGAAAUCGCCUACCAGAUGAUCUGCAUGUCCACCGACUACGACUGCUGGCAUGAGUCCACCGCCGACGUCACCGUCGAGAUGGUGAUGGGCAACAUGAAGGCCAACGCUGAGAACGCCAAGCGUUUCGUGACCGCCGUCUUGGACGAACUGUCUGCGGAGAAGCACUCCGAGCUCGUCCAGGCCAAGCACGUCGAGGGAUCCAUCAAGUUCGGCGUCAGCACUUCUCUGCCUCACUGGAACCCUGAGGUCAAGGAGAAGCUGAACUGGUUGUACCCUGGCUACUUUGAAUAG
Aspergillus affinis is the source of this 936-nucleotide messenger RNA. RefSeq names its product S-methyl-5-thioadenosine phosphorylase. Gene Ontology annotation, molecular function: S-methyl-5-thioadenosine phosphorylase activity. Bases 1 to 936 code for a protein of 311 amino acids. The transcript has 3 exons. Lineage: Eukaryota; Fungi; Ascomycota; Eurotiomycetes; Eurotiales; Aspergillaceae. The record is from RefSeq and is a predicted model, not a curated record. Gene Ontology annotation, biological process: nucleoside metabolic process. Gene Ontology annotation, cellular component: cytosol.